CGUCUAUUCCAACAGGAUGGCCAUUGUGUCUCGGCAAAUCCGGUAUAGCCGUCCACCUAGGCCUACUAGAUAAAUCAAAUGUGAGAAACAGAGACUGCUACCUUUGUGUUAGAAAUCGAAGUACUCCAGGUUUAGAAGUUACGCUUUUUUGGCGACAACAGCAACAACUGCAUAGCCAUACCAUUGCCCAAUUUAGGGAUCCAUCACAAUCCUUAGAUGACAUAAUGUGUUCGAACCUCAGGUCCAUCGCGGAUCUCGAGAUAACCUCCUACGACGACUACGAUGGUACUGACCUUCCAGAAAUGCUUCAGAACCUGUUAGUUUCCGUGGAACACGCAAUCAAACGAGUGCCUUUGGACGAUUUAACGUUCCCUUGUCCCCAAUGUCACCAAUACGUGCCUUUGGAAAGACAAGAGGACGAUGUGAUGUCGUGUUCUUGUCAAUGUUCGUGCCGGUUAGCGGAAAACCAAGUAUUAAAAAAAGACUCUUCCAUUCAAACUAGUCCUAUGUUCGAAUUCGUUGGAUCCAUACCACAUAUCGAUAGCGACGAAGAUGAUGAUAAGGAAUCUAUCAAGUCAGGCAUCCUCAAUAAAAAACUAGAAGUAGCAAGGCCGAAACGCAUUAGCGAACUACCUGAUAAAUUGCUGAUGUCAGGAAUAAAUUUACCUGGUACAGCAGAUGUAGAUGGGAGACCAAUUAUUCUCUGCUACGCUGAAUGCAUUUCAAGAGCUGGACUGAACAAAUACGAAAUAGCCAAAUUAUUGCUUUAUUAUUUUUCAAUACCGACGCCUAAUUCUAGAGAAAAGGGUUUUACAAUACUUCUCUUAGCAGAAAACGAGGCUGAUUAUAAAGUAGUAGAACUUUUAGACAAAGCCGUGUGCCUAGUAGGAAACUCAACGUUUAUCAACAAAUUUUUAAUAUGGACACCUGGACCAAAGGGUAUAAAGGAGGUGAAAAAAUUGACGAGUCAAAGUCGAGUCAUUCUUUUAUCCGAUGAAGCAUCUCUAACAACGUACAUAACAAAAGAUCAAGCGCCGGCUAGUUGCGGUGGUACCUGCACGCACGAUCAGCUUGAAUGGGUGGAAUUCUUCAAACAACUGGAGUCGUUCCUAAUAGAGUGUAAAACCGCUGGAAAAACUCUGUUUACUACUCUGUCAUUGUUGAGAAACGAGGAAGUUCCUAAUCAAGUCACGCGUAGGUUCCUAAACCAUCAGUGCAGACAAAUAACAAAAGCGCUGGAUUUUGAGAACGUUCAGAAACUACAAAAAGAUGGAAAACACACGUUGACCAGUCUGGAGGAAAGAAGUCAGUGGCUUGCUAGCAGCAAGGAUGUUCAGAGGGGUAAACAGAGCGCCAGUGACACUUUCCAUGCGGUUGAGAAGGUGACGAGAAGGCUGGAACAGUUGAAACAUGAGCGGAUGGAGAAAAUGAAAGAGUUGGCGAAAUUUAGAACGUUACAGGAAGAAGCAGAGGAGGUUAUAACUUCAUAA
Messenger RNA from Diabrotica balteata, 1490 nucleotides. Lineage: Eukaryota; Metazoa; Arthropoda; Insecta; Coleoptera; Chrysomelidae. The record is from the annotation of a GenBank genome assembly.